This is a messenger RNA of Durio zibethinus, 4682 nucleotides long. Its product is annotated as pleiotropic drug resistance protein 2-like. Lineage: Eukaryota; Viridiplantae; Streptophyta; Magnoliopsida; Malvales; Malvaceae. Gene Ontology annotation, molecular function: ATP binding; ATP hydrolysis activity; ABC-type transporter activity. The record is from RefSeq and is a predicted model, not a curated record. Gene Ontology annotation, cellular component: membrane.
UUUCCCACACUUUUAUUUUGGUUCAAACAAAGAAGAAAUUCAUGAUAUAGAUAAUCAUAAUUCCGAUUAUCUGAGAAGGAUUUUUUUUGUUUUUUUGGUUUAUAAAUAGUAGUCUGAAUCAAGAAUAACGUACUUAUAAUAUAUCAUGGCGUCAGCUUUGGCUGGAGAUGAUCUAGCAAGGUCGAUGAGCAGCAGCAGGAGGAGCUGGGCGGCAUCGACCAGCCAUAGAAGCUGGGCUUCGGCGAGCUUCAGGGAGGUUUGGCGACCUCCAUCCGAAGUCUUUAACAGGAGCACUGGACGUCAAGAUGAUGAGGAAGAGCUACGUUGGGCUGCUAUCGAGAGGUUACCCACGUAUGAUAGGUUGAGAAAAGGGAUGCUGAGGCAAGUUCUUGAUAAUGGGAGAAUUGUUCAUGAUGAAGUUGACGUUACUAGGCUUGGGAUGCAAGACAAGAAGCAGUUGAUGGAUAGUAUGUUGAAAGUCGUAGAAGAAGAUAAUGAAAAGUUUUUGAGGAGAUUAAGGAACAGAACUGACAGAGUGGGGAUUGAGAUUCCACAGAUUGAAGUUCGGUUUAAGCAUUUGAAAGUUGAAGGAGAUAUGUAUGUUGGAAGCAGAGCUCUUCCUACUCUGCUUAAUGUUACCUUGAACACAAUAGAGAGUAUACUGGGAUUGGUUUGGCUUGCACCAUCUAAGAAGAGAAAGAUUCAGAUACUUAAAGAUGUCAGCGGCAUAGUCAAACCUUCAAGGAUGACACUACUUCUCGGUCCUCCAGGAGCUGGAAAAACAACUUUGUUAAUGGCACUUGCCGGAAAGCUUGAACAUGAUCUCAGGUCAUCUGGAAAAGUCACUUACUGCGGUCACGAAUUGAACGAGUUUAUUCCUCAAAGGACAUGUGCUUAUAUCGGACAACAUGAUCUUCACCAUGGCGAAAUGACGGUGAGGGAAACAUUAGAUUUUUCGGGACGUUGUUUGGGUGUCGGUACAAGAUACGAAAUGCUUUCAGAGCUCUCAAGGAGAGAGAAAGAAGCUGGGAUUAAGCCAGAUCCUGAGAUCGAUGCAUUUAUGAAAGCCACAGCAGUGGCAGGCCAAGAAACAAGCUUGGUGACAGAUUAUAUUCUUAAGCUACUUGGAUUGGAUAUUUGUGCGGAUAUCAUGGUCGGAGAUGACAUGCGUAGGGGUAUUUCCGGUGGGCAAAAGAAGCGUGUGACAACAGGAGAAAUGUUGGUUGGACCAGCAAAGGCUUUUUUUAUGGAUGAAAUAUCAACAGGAUUGGACAGUUCUACUACUUACCAGAUUUGCAAGUUCAUGAGACAAAUGGUUCAUAUCAUGGAUGUAACCAUGGUCAUUUCUCUUCUACAGCCAGCACCAGAGACAUAUGAUCUUUUCGAUGACAUUAUCAUCCUUUCAGACGGUGAAAUUGUCUACCAGGGUCCACGUGAGAAUGUCCUGGAUUUCUUUGAAUAUAUGGGAUUUAAAUGCCCUGAAAGAAAAGGAGUUGCUGACUUUCUGCAAGAAGUCACUUCCAAGAAGGAUCAACAACAAUACUGGUCCAAAAAGAACCAACCUUACAGAUAUGUUUCAGUUUCUGAUUUUGUCCACGGCUUCGGUUCCUUCCACAUUGGCCAGCAGCUUGCAUCAGACCUUAGGGUUCCCUACGAUAAGUCCCUAACCCACCCUGCUGCCUUAGUUAAAGAAAAAUACGGUAUUUCCAAUUGGGAGCUGUUCAGGGCAUGCUUUGCAAGGGAAUGGUUGCUAAUGAAGCGAAGUGCUUUUGUAUACAUAUUCAAGACUGUCCAGAUAACAAUCAUGUCGCUGAUAGCCUUGACUGUCUUCCUGAGAACAGAAAUGCCUGUGGGCAAUUUCGGAGACGGUGGAAAAUUUUUUGGAGCCCUAUUUUUCAGUUUGGUCAAUGUGAUGUUCAAUGGAAUGGCGGAACUUGCAAUGACUGUUUUCAGGCUUCCUGUCUUCUAUAAACAAAGAGACUUCUUGUUUUAUCCUGCAUGGGCUUUUAGCCUACCGAUUUGGGUCCUUAGGAUCCCACUAUCAUUUAUGGAAUCAGGGAUAUGGAUUGCCCUGACAUACUACACAAUUGGCUUUGCUCCAUCUGCUACCAGGUUCUUCCGACAAUUCUUGGCAUUCUUUGGCAUCCAUCAGAUGGCGUUGUCCCUCUUUAGGUUCAUUGCUGCAGUGGGGAGAACACAGGUUGUUGCAAGCACAAUGGGUACCUUCACCUUGCUAUUGAUUUUUGUACUUGGAGGUUUUAUCAUUGCCAAAAAUGACAUCAAGCCAUGGAUGAUCUGGGGCUACUAUGUUUCUCCUAUGAUGUAUGGACAGAAUGCCAUAGUCAUAAAUGAAUUCCUCGAUAAAAGAUGGAGUGCUAUCAACCCAGACCGCAGAGUUGAUGCACCAACGGUGGGGAUAGGUCUUCUCAAGACCAGAGGCUUCUAUACAGAAGAAUAUUGGUAUUGGAUUUGUGUUGGAGCACUCUUUGGCUUCUCCAUUCUCUUCAACAUUUUAUUCACUGGAGCAUUGACUUUCCUGAAUCCUCUGGGUGAUUCCAAAGCAGUAGUUGCCAAUGAAGAUGAAAACAAGAAGACUAAAAAUCCAUACUCAGGCGGAAAAAGACCAGAAGGUAUCGAUAUGCAAGUAAGAAACUCUUCAGAUAUCGUGGAUGCUGCAAGACGCAGACCUAGAAAAGGAAUGGUUUUGCCUUUCCAACCUCUUUCACUUGCUUUCAACCAUAUUAACUACUAUGUGGAUAUGCCUGCGGAAAUGAAAACUCAAGGAAUUGAAGAAGAUCGUCUUCAGCUGCUACAAGAUGUUAGUGGUGCUUUCAGACCAGGGAUAUUGACAGCAUUAGUGGGUGUCAGCGGUGCUGGGAAGACAACCCUGAUGGAUGUUUUAGCAGGAAGGAAAACAGGUGGAUACAUUGAGGGAAAUAUCAGCAUCUCUGGUUACACGAAGAACCAAGCAACAUUUGCUCGUGUGAGUGGUUACUGUGAACAGAAUGACAUCCACUCCCCAAAUGUCACUGUUUACGAAUCUCUCCUGUACUCAGCUUGGCUCCGUCUUGCUUCUGACAUAGACACCAAGACCAGAAAGAUGUUUGUUGACGAAGUUAUGGAGUUAGUUGAGCUAAAACCAAUAAGGGAUGCUUUAGUUGGACUUCCAGGAGUUGAUGGUCUUUCAACAGAACAACGGAAGAGGUUGACAAUAGCAGUAGAAUUGGUUGCUAAUCCUUCUAUCAUCUUUAUGGAUGAGCCAACUUCUGGACUUGAUGCCAGAGCUGCUGCAAUUGUUAUGCGUACUGUGAGAAACACUGUGGACACAGGGAGAACUGUUGUGUGCACAAUUCACCAGCCUAGCAUUGACAUCUUUGAAGCUUUUGAUGAGUUACUGUUGAUGAAAAGAGGAGGGCAAGUCAUUUAUGCUGGACCUCUUGGUCGCCACUCUCACAAGCUCAUAGAAUAUUUUGAGGCUGUCCAAGGGGUUCCAAAGAACAGGGAAGGAUACAAUCCGGCAACAUGGAUGCUUGAGGUCAGUGCUCCUCCAAUUGAGGCUCAAUUGGAUGUGGAUUUUGCAGAUAUUUAUGCUAACUCUUCACUUUACCGGAGAAAUCAGCAACUAAUCAAAGAGCUCAGUACCCCAGCUCCAGGUUCCAAGGAUCUAUUCUUCCCAACCCAAUAUUCCCAACCAUUCCUUACGCAGUGCAAGGCCUGCUUCUGGAAACAGCACUGGUCUUACUGGAGGAACCCCCAGUACAAUGCCAUCAGGUUCUUAUUGACAAUAAUUAUCGGUGCCUUAUUCGGUCUUAUCUUCUGGAACAAAGGAAAACAAACAGCAAGACAGCAAGAUCUGAUGAAUCUUGUUGGAGCAAUGUAUUCUGCCGUGCUUUUCCUUGGAGCAACCAAUGCUUCCGCUGUGCAAUCUGUUGUUGCAAUAGAGAGAACAGUCUUCUACCGUGAAAGAGCAGCCGGGAUGUAUUCUGAAUUGCCUUAUGCAUUUGCUCAGGUGGCUAUAGAGACAAUCUAUACUGCAAUUCAAACGCUCAUUUACUCUUUAAUUCUUUACUCGAUGAUUGGAUUUGAGUGGAAGGCCGCAAAUUGCUUAUGGUUCUAUUACUACAUAUUAACAUGCUUUGUCUACUUCACUUUGUACGGGAUGAUGAUUGUUGCUCUAACACCGGGCCAUCAAAUUGCUGCCAUUGUCAUGUCCUUCUUUCUUAGUUUUUGGAAUUUGUUCUCUGGUUUUCUCAUUACGAGGACGCAAAUCCCUAUAUGGUGGAGAUGGUAUUAUUGGGCUUCUCCUGUGGCUUGGACACUGUAUGGCCUUGUGACGUCUCAAGUGGGUAACAUUGAUGCUCCUAUUGAGGUCCCCGGCGAGCCUAAUGUGACAGUAAAAAGCUUCCUUAAACAAUACUUUGGUUUUGAAUAUAGUUUUCUUCCGGCAGUUGCGGCGGCUCAUAUCGGCUGGUGUCUCCUCUUUUUCUUUGUAUUUGCUUAUGGUAUCAGGUUCCUCAAUUUCCAAAGAAGAUAACUUAGAAAACCAACAUGCAAGUAGUCGAGUUAUUUUAAGAUGAACGAAAGCCUUAAACCUUUUCUUUUGUCAUUUUCAUCUUGUGUAUUUAUAUUCAUUCUUUUCUCCUGGUUUUCCAUAAAGGCGCCUGCCAUUGUGCUGCUGUAAA